This is a messenger RNA of Daphnia pulex (common water flea), 1095 nucleotides long. RefSeq lists its product as uncharacterized. The record is from RefSeq and is a predicted model, not a curated record. Lineage: Eukaryota; Metazoa; Arthropoda; Branchiopoda; Diplostraca; Daphniidae. The coding region runs from base 220 to 936 and encodes 238 amino acids. The transcript is spliced from 4 exons.
CGACGAGGACGAGGAAAAAAAUAAAAAAAGUCGUGGAUGUUGACAAGUCAUGUGAAGUUCUAGAAAGAAGCACUCUUUGGUUCUGACUUCUGAGUUACUUCUGAGUUACAAUGUCGAUUAAUGUGAAUAUAUCUUUCUGACAACAAGCAAGUGACGAUGUGUGAAACAUGCUAAUUUGAUGAAUAUUUCUGAAAAUUGACUGAAAAAAGUUCAACAGAAAUGAAAGAAUUUAGUGAAGUCAGGGGAGGGAAACGAACCAAGUUCCCGGCGGACGAAUUAGUAGAUAAAGCUAUGGAAACCAUCGUGGCUAAUGCUAUUAAACUUAGAAAACAACAAGGUUUGCAGAGAAAUGAAGAAGACACGACGACAGGUGAACCUAAGCGCCAGGUCUUUUUCCCUUGCCCAAAGAAGGAAAUGGAUUCGUUUCAGCUUCAGUACUUCAACCUAACGCCUUCCUUUGUCACACGGAAACGGAAACCCGAUGGAUGCCCCGUGUCUGUUAACUCAGACGUGAAUUCGCUUAGUGUGGCUUCACACCGAUUAUCGCAAAGUCAAGAUUCUUCAAUCCAGUGUAAUUCUUCCCAAGAUUCUUUCAAUGAUACAGCAGCCACAUAUCCUCCUGCAAAAAGAGAUGGGAAUAUCAUGUUGAAGAAACAUCAGAAAGUACAGGUGGUAAGCCCAAUUCCCGACUUCAUGGCCAAGAAUUUUCCACUGGAUUUCCCAAAGGGUUUUACUGGAACGGCGUCCCCAGUAAUAUCUGAUCAUCAAAAAACAACUCGGUCGGAACCGUGCAAGAUUGCAACAAAAACUACGCAGUGCCAACAAGAGAAAGGUGACCAACACGAGAGGUACUCGUCAAAUUUCGAUGAUUUGGUAGAAGAACCGGUCAAAAACUCCAUGUUUUGGAUGUAUCGUAGCUUCCCACACAUUGCUUAAAACGAUCGCCAUAUUUUUUGUUUUAACCUUUGUCAUUCACAUUUUGCCACAUAGAAGAAAACAAGCCACAGUUUAUUUUUGCGUAAAUGCUCACCUUUUGUUUUCAUUAUUUUGUAUCUCUAUUCAUCAUUUCGUCGUAAUAUAAUUCUCGGAAAGAUA